UUAGCCAGUUUUUGCCCUAACGAAUAUAAAUAAACAAAACGAUUACUUGUUUAAAAAAGUAACCUUCAUCUUUAGUAGAGUAUAUAAAAAACACUUUCUAAAACUCACAAAAUAUGUUAUAACAUGGCUUUCGGCUACAUUUUCGGUUUUAGAUAUUAGUUUGUUGGCACUUCGUCGCGUCCCCUUUAAGUGGUGUUGGGUGUAGGCUGUGAAACUCACAGGGAAGCUAAAGAGUCAAACUGAAGGUAAACAGAAAGCUUCUUUGAAGAAAUUAAAACUAAGAAGUUACGAUAAAAACAGGUUUUGGAGAGGCUGGAGGGCUGGAUGCUGUCGUCAUGGUGAAGGAUGUUCCGGAAAGUCAAAAAGCGGCACAGUAGCAGCAGCUCGCAAAGCAGUGAGAUCAGCACCAAAAGCAAAUCUGUGGAUUCCAGUUUGGGGGGGCUCUCCAGAUCCAGUACCGUCGCAAGCCUCGACACUGACUCCACCAAGAGCUCAGGUAACAGCACGUCUGAAACAUGCGCUGAGUUCAGGGUGAAGUAUGUCGGAGCCAUUGAGAGGUUACAGUUUGACAUGAGCAAGUUCCUGCAGGAGCCUCUGGACCUCAUCAACUAUAUUGAUGCCUCGCAGCAAGAUGGAAAGCUGCCCUUUGUACCCGGAGACGAAGAGAUGAUACUGGGAGUGUCAAAGUACGGAGUGAAGGUGGCCUCGCUGGACCAGUGUGACGUGCUGCACCGCCACCCUUUGUACCUGAUUGUACGCAUGCUGUGUUACGAUGACGGUCUAGGUGCAGGGAAGAACCUCCUCGCUCUGAAAACCACAGACGCAGAGCAGGAGGAGUGCAGCAUCUGGGUGUACCAGUGCAGCAGCUCGGAGCAGGCUCAGUCCAUCUGCAAGGUUCUGUCGGCUUCCUUCGACUGCGCGCUGACAUCUGACAAGUCCUGAGGGCAGAGAGAAGAAACAUCUGCAAAACCAGCGACAGUAAAUCACAAGACUGCCAAAAUAUAUGCAACCAUUUCCUUUUUUUUCCAACGUUGCUUUGAUACUUUUAAAGAGACUAUUUGGAGGACAAAUCUGGUUUGUUUGAGUUAGUUUGAUGAAACAUGAUUCCAUUGUAUGCACUUCAUGCAUCGUCUGUGAUACACACCUUCAUUCUCAUUUGAGCAUAAUUUGUUUAAUGUUUCUGAUACCUCACAUCUUUUUUUUGACAUGGAAAGUAAGGCAAAAAAAAUGGAAAUGGUUGCAUUUUUUAAAAAGAAUUGGAAUGGAACAAUGUCAAUUCAUUUUAUUUGAUGUAAAUGAUGGUAGAAAGUGGUACAUCUACGCUGUAAACGGUACACACAUUUGACAACGUGCACAUUCUGUUUCACUUCAUUUUGAAACCACCAAGAACUUUUUCAGUUUAGAUAUGCUUUUGUGUGUUUUUUUAACAGUAUUGUUACAGUAGCAUUCACUUUUUGACUUGCAGGUACAUUACACAAACUGAGAGGAGUCUUACCUCUUUUGUUUGUGGGAUUUUCUCACUUUUAAUAACUGUUCUUAUUUUAUCUUACCAUAGCUUGAUUUUUUCUCAAAUUUAUUAACUGCUUGUUUUUAUUGAGUGAAUAAAAAUGCAUACAUUUCUUGGGACGUGCUCACACAACAUAAAUCAUAACAGGCGGUUAGAAGCUCAUCAAAUAUUUUUGGAGGAAAACAUGUUUACAGUUGUGGUACUUACUUGACUUCACCUUAUACAUAAUAAUAUCAAAUUCCUCCUUUCCCGUUUUGCUGUUCAACUUGGUCCUGUUAGGAUUGGAGGCAAAUUAAUUUGGUACAAUAAAGGAGUAGAGGGUUUUUGUUUUGACUGAAUAAAGUGUUAUUUCUCCUUA
This is a messenger RNA of Eleginops maclovinus (Patagonian blennie), 1865 nucleotides long. It is a transcript of the gene itgb1bp1, whose product is annotated as integrin beta 1 binding protein 1. Gene Ontology annotation, cellular component: lamellipodium; cell periphery; cytoskeleton. Gene Ontology annotation, molecular function: integrin binding. Lineage: Eukaryota; Metazoa; Chordata; Actinopteri; Perciformes; Eleginopidae. The record is from RefSeq and is a predicted model, not a curated record. The transcript has 7 exons. Bases 346 to 942 code for a protein of 198 amino acids. Gene Ontology annotation, biological process: negative regulation of substrate adhesion-dependent cell spreading; negative regulation of focal adhesion assembly.